Messenger RNA from Aspergillus pseudotamarii, 1527 nucleotides. Its product is annotated as fungal specific transcription factor domain-containing protein. Gene Ontology annotation, molecular function: DNA binding; zinc ion binding. The record is from RefSeq and is a predicted model, not a curated record. The coding region runs from base 1 to 1527 and encodes 508 amino acids. Gene Ontology annotation, biological process: DNA-templated transcription. Lineage: Eukaryota; Fungi; Ascomycota; Eurotiomycetes; Eurotiales; Aspergillaceae. The transcript is spliced from 3 exons.
AUGGACCUCACCUUCCAUAUCAGUCAAGACGGAAGAGUCCCAAAAAGAACAUACGCCAGAGGCGCAUGUGAGAAGUGCCGCCUGAGAAAGAAAAAAUGCUACCACCAGAAAUCAAACCGACAAUCAGGUUUAUCUACGCCACUGCGGCCGACUACCCAGUUUGUUCAGUAUUCUCCAGCUGCGACUCAAGGGUCGCGAUCCCCAAUCGGUGUUGUGGCGUCGCAGCAGCUUCCUGGCGAGCCUGCAGAGCCCAAGCUACAGAGUGCCCCACAGUCCUCUCAAGCUUACGUCGAAAGGCAAAAGUAUACUCCCCAAGUCUCCCGGAGGGACUCAUGCACUCAUCGCUUUAUCGGUGACUUGAACCCAGUCGUGCUUUUUGUCGACGAUGGUAGUACGAGACUCAUGCGUGGGCGUGCUCAUCAGCGGGAUGUUGGAGUCUGGCUGGAUCGGGAAAAUGAAUUUAUCGAAAAUGGCGAAAAUUCUUUCCAUGAAGAACCUUCAUCGAGCAGUAGCAGACACCAGAUGUCUCGGCAGAAGCGACAUUCAGGGCGCCCGGGCGCUCUUCUUCCGCCACGACAAACCCAAGAAGCGUUGAUAAACAUUUUCUUCCGUCGCAUCCACCCCGUGCUUCCUUUGGUCCAUGAGGAAGACUUUCAAGUGCACUUUCGCAAUGGUACUGUUUCUCUGUACCUUCUGCAGGCAAUAUGUCUGGUCGCCUCAAAGGAACGCGAUGCAGGACCAAUGCUCCGGCUUGGGGAUCGCAUCGAACCCAUGUCUCCUUGCAGAUUUAGCAAUCUUCUAUACGAAGACCUUUGCCAGGCCAUUACCAUGCGUCUGGAGCGGAAACGAAUGACUUUAAUACAAAUUCUUGCCCUUGUUUCGUUGCAUGCUUCAGGACCCAAGAGCUUUGAGGACGCGUCCUUGUACCUAGCUCAGGCCAUCCAUCAUGCUCACACUGUCGGGCUACACUUUUUAAAAUGUGGGCCUGAGAGACAUGAAAAACCGCUAGUUACACUGUUUUGGUGUCUAUGGAGUCUUGACCGAUGGAUUGCGGCCAUUCAUGGGAGGCCGUUGGUGAUUCACGACCGAGACCUAGGCCAACAGCUCACAGACGUGAUUGACCUCUUCGACGGCCCCUUUCGCGUUUGGCUUUCCCUGGCGUCAAUACUGGGCGAGGUCAUGGUGGUGUAUCGGCCGACCCUGGAUGCCCCCGUAGAUGAGAAUAAACCCGAAAUUCCCCGCUUCGAAGAACUGAUUGCGAAAUAUCAAGCGGAGGAUAUACCUAUGGAUCACAUACACUCACUAAGCUACCUCAGUGUCUUUCGAAUUGGCGUAUCAUGCAAUAGCUCUUCUAGCCUCACGGCCAUGGGGACUCAAGGCUCAACCGAGGUCUCACGCGCUGUACCUGCGACAGGAUCUCGCUGUAUAUCGCAUAGCCACCCUGUUACAAAUGUGCGCCAUCAGUCAGUUCACGCCUUUGCCGACCGUUGCGUAUUCGAUAUCACUCGGGUUCUCCAUAUCCUAUAA